This is a messenger RNA of Zootermopsis nevadensis, 11597 nucleotides long. The record is from RefSeq and is a predicted model, not a curated record. Lineage: Eukaryota; Metazoa; Arthropoda; Insecta; Blattodea; Termopsidae.
AUGCAUCGAGUUCAUGAUCGAGAACAAUUAGUCGAAAGUGUUGAAAGUUGACAUUCCAAAUGUAGGAGAUAUUUUGAUCUGUUUAUUGCAGUUUACGUGGACUAAAAAUCCCUAUCACACUCCCUAGCUCGUUGAAAAUUCGUACCAACACAAAACCCACGGGCUCAUCCUAGCCUACAUUUUUUUGUUUAAUGGUGCAGAAAGAUAGCAUGUGUACAAGAUGGCGGCAAUAGACAAUAGUGGAUAAGGACUGGCUGUGGGAGCUGGAAGCGUAUAUCUUUUUUUCAUUCGGUUUCACUAGUUGUUUGUAACCAUACCUACACGUACGUAUUGUGAAAGGAUACGAUGAUGCGAAGUGUUACAUGAAAAUAUAUGCGUGGUAAUAUGAGACUUCUAUAAAAUUUGUACUGGAUCUAUUCGUAAUCAAGGUGGUUAUAUUGCUUCUAACAACGGAAAUGACCACCUUAUGCUCUCUUGUAUCGCAUGAUAUAAUAUUUGGAAUGUAGACGUUGUCUUACAGAGGUCCACCAUGUCAUGCCGACCAGAUAAUUACAUGGAGCUCUGCAGGCUAUGUGCAUGUUAUGAUGCCAUCAAAAUGGAAAUAUUUGGCGAGGAAGGGAGAGAAAGAAAUCUGGUUGACAAGAUACAGACAUGCCUCCCUUUCCAGGUAUCAGAGAGUGAUAAGCUGCCGAAGUCAUUAUGCUAUCGAUGCAUGUACAAUCUUGAAAACUUCUAUGACUUCCGGAAGAGGAGCGUCAAUGCGGUUGCUCUUUUGGAGAGCUGUGUUGGGCAGUCAGAAGAGAACUCUGAAAUGGGUGCAGAGCUGAAAGAACGGUUUGAGAGGCUUUGUAGCCAGUUGCGUCAAAUUAAGGAUGAAGGUGAAACGUGUGAGAAAGACAUGCCCAUGCCUCGUCUCGAACUUCAGUUUCCUGUUCCAGCGGUAAGCCCCGAGAAAGGACAGAAUACUGAAUCAGAACGGAUGUAUAAAGGUGCAACUAGCCCUACUAGUGAGCAAUCGGAUUUCCACCCACCGUCUGAUGGCGAAGAUGAAGUGGGUGUGGAGUGUGAUGAAGAUACAGACCAGGAUCCUUCUGCGGAUAUUGAGGUGGCAGACAAUACUAAUGGCAGAAGAAAGGGUGCUCUUCAUUCUGAUAGGUACUGUGUGGGAGCGGGGGACCAUGAACUACCUGAACAUGAAACCCUUCAUACUUGCAGUAUUUGUAAUAAGGCAUUUUCUAGUAAAGGACAUCUUGCACUUCAUAAUAAAAUCCACAUGAAGGAAACUGUGGAAGAGACCCAUUCCAAACGCCCACGUCGUCAAACGAGCAGUCCCGCAGAAAACCUGAUGGACCUUAACUGGAAGAGUGGUUACUAUCGUCCUUACCGCUGCGAUCUAUGUAAUAAGUCAUAUUCAACUGCUAAACAUCGUUGGGGACAUGUCAGUGUGUGUCAUCGUGGAAAUCCUCUGGUAACUUGCCCCAUAUGCGCAAGAGUCUUUUCUACAUGUUAUAAUCUCGGAGAACAUAAGAGAACGAAGCAUGGCUUGGAGGAAGGAGAAAUUGUUGAUGUAAAUUACAGCGAUGCGGCUGUCGUUAACAGUACCGACUCUCUGAAACAGAGCAGCAAAAGGUCAAGUCCAACCACUGAAGAUAACUUCCAGAAAUCUGCAGGCAACUUGAAGUCUACUCAGAAUGUGACCAGAAAGACAUCGGUAAGCAACUCUGGAAUUCUGCAUACGUGUAUGCAGUGUCUUAAGGUGUUUAAAACAGAAGGAGAGUUGGAAAGGCAUUCUGUGUGCCACAUAAGUAGAGGGUCUUCAGAAAACGCUAAUCAGAAUCCAAAUCCAGAAGCUGGCAAGAAAUCUGAAAUUGGAAAGAAAUCCGAGUUUACGAAAGGCUCGGAAACCGUCAGAAAGGUGGAUCUAAAGGCAAUACCGGGAAUUAAUAACGAAACAAGUUUAUUGAAACAGACACUACUACAAAAUCGGGAAUCUGCCGAGAUUAGAUCAAGGAAGAGAAGCCCAUCUCUGGACGCUGGUACCGAUGAUGUAAAGGUUAAAAAACGGGUAGGCUCAUCAGCUGAGAUGAGAAGUAACAGCGGCAGCCGGCGUAAGAGUUCAAAACCAAGAAAGAUAGCGAGGAACGAGGAAGACAACGAGGACUUUGAUCAGGAUGGGAGGGAUCUGAAUACUUAUGCCUGUGAUAAUUGUUCUCAAAUUUUUCAUACGUUAUCAGAACUGCAAGGGCAUAGAAGCACCCAUGACAUUGAAGAGCAUACCGAAGCAGAAAAUGUGAGUAACACGAAACCAUUUACAUGUCUCCUUUGCGAGAAAGAUUUCUCCCUGCGCACGUCUCUUAGCCGACAUUUUAAUGCCUGCCACGGGAUAGAUCCUUCAGAGGUCAUGGACAUUUCAAAGUACCAACGAAUACCUCAGAAGAAACAGGAUACUUCCACUUUGGCCAUAACUGAAAGUGGUCAGUCCACAUCCAGGAAAUUUGAUGGCCAACAAAAACUUGGUUUCCAGAGGUCUAGCAGUCGGAGCAGUGUGGAUAAAGAGGUAGCAGAGUUAGAUGAGGAUGAUGAUACAUUGCUGCCUGAGAAGCCAUCCGAAUCACAGUCUAGCUUCAUGUGUGAGGUGUGUACAAGGGAAUUUGGUGACCGCGCUAGUCUCUGGCUCCACCUUCGAUACACGCAUAAGGAGUGCGCGGCGUACGCGUGUGGCAUUUGUCUUCAGAUAUGUGAGAAUAAUACUCAGCUUUACCAACACUGGAGAACCUCGCACCCUCCUGAUCAAAAUUCGACAGAUCAACGCCGUUAUUGUUGUCAGAUGUGCGGUAGACAGCAUGAUUACCGGAAGAAGUUGCUUGCGCACGUGUCUGUUCAUAACCUUGACAAUGGCGCUGGAGGAGUUUAUGAUCCUGAAAUGCUUGUUACAUUGAACACUGGGUUUUAUAAAUUUGAGAAUCAUGAUGAAAAUUCAGUGUUGAAUGAAUACAGACCUUCCUCAGAACAGGAAAUUCUGUUGGAGUAUAGUGGUGGCAAAUACACAAAUGUAAAACUCACUAAGGAAACUUCUUCAUUCGGCUGUGAGUUAUGUUACAAGUCAUUCCCGACAGAGGAUGGAUUGGUGAAGCACAAGAAAGGUGCUCAUAAAGUUAAUUGCAAUUUGGAUGCAGGUACUCUAAGCAGUAUCAGAGGCUCAUACCAACUUUACUUUGUCUGUGAACUGUGCGGAAGCUCGUACAGUAGCAAAUCUGAUAGAUGGAGGCACGUUUUCCGGUCUCAUAGAGGCGAGUCUGCUUUGACGUGCGAUAAACAAGGAUGUGGAAAAGUGUUUCCUACGCGUACAUUAAAACAAGAACAUUGCACUAAUCAUCAUCAGCUACAGGGAGCGACACCAAAUGUUUGUGAGAUAUGUGGGAAGCUUUGGGGUACACGUGUGGAUUUCUGGAAGCACCUAAUGGGUGUACACUCAGAUUGUGUGCCAUUGACAUGUGGUGUAUGUCUGAAGAUUUUUUGCACUGUUCCAGAUCUUCAGGCUCAUGUCCAUUCAAACCAUUUGCCACUAACUGCUGGGGACUUCUGUUGCGAUAUUUGUGGUCGUCCAUAUUCUAACAGAUCAAAGCUUUCAAGGCAUCGCAGAAUACACUUGAUAGACGAGCAUGAUGACGCUCCUCAAGUCCCACCUCUCAAAAGACCACAUUCCUUGCCUAUGAACAUUCCUGAAAUCAGUAGCCACGGAACUUCCGUUAGUAUACCCACUCUUCCCUUGGUAGGAACAUCCAAAAAGUAUGUACCACUAAUGAACACUGUGACAAAGCCUAGUAGUAAAUCAAUUUCAUUUCAAACAGGCGCCCUUUCAAAGCUCAGUAGCAUUCCAGGAUUGUCUCCCAGAGUUAAAGAAACAGUUCCAAAACCUGAAUUAAUGAUGUUUUGUGACAUCUGUCCUCAGAUGGCAUUUCAAUCUACGGCGCAGUUGGCAGAUCAUCGUCGCAGAAUUCACUCCCUUCAUCCGUGUGACCUGUGUUCAAAAUUCUAUGGUAGGACAUCUGAUCUCUGGAAGCAUGUCAAGAGAGUUCAUAACAAUCACCCAGAAUUGACGUGUUCAGUCUGUAAACGAAUUUCAGCAAGCAAAGCUCAUCUAGAAAGUCACAUCUCUACAAAACAUUAUCCCAAGAACCCAAACCCUACCAUCAAACUACCUUCUUCUAGACUGUGUUUCACGGCUGGGAAAAUUAUGAAAAUCCCGACACUUUAUCCAUGUCAGAAAUGCUCAAAACGAUUCUGGAAAAGCCACCUGCUCAAAAAACACCAGCGGCAUUGCUUGCGUGCAACUAAACCUAAACCACUGAAACUUUCAAAAUUAAAUUCUGAUUCCUCCGCUUCCACACAGGAUCUAACCUGUGAUAUAUGCUCCAAGGUUUUCCAGACCCCAUCACGAUUGAAGGAACACCAGAAAGUAGCUCAUGUUCCACAGUACUGUGAACUGUGUCCUGAUACCUCCUUCAUAUCUAAAGCAGAUCUCUUUGCUCACAUCAAAGAAACUCAUGACAGUCACCCCAACUUCUUCUGCCCUAUUUCAAGCUGUUCAAGAAUAAUGAGGUCAAAGUUUGAUCUUGAUGUGCAUAAUCUACAACAUAAUUCUGUUAAAUAUCCUCCAACAUGCUACCUCUGUGGAGAAGUUUGUUCAGACAAAGUCAGAUUAUGGAAUCAUCUUAACUCAGCACAGCACAAGGCUGCCAUACCUCUUAUAUGUGGUGUUUGUUUCAAACACUUUCCAUCAACUGAAGAACUCAUUUGUCACGUAGAAAGCUUCCAUCCAACAGCCUUGAAAGCGCCAGACACCUGUAAGAUAUGUGCCAAGAGUUACUCCAGUGUGUAUAAAGUUAUGAAUCAUUUUACGAAAUGUCACCCAAAAUAUUAUGCUUGUAGGGACUGUCUCCAGGUAUUCAGAAGCAAGCCAGAAUUACAGGAGCACAGUGAAAAGGGACAUGUGAAUACUCUUGAAGAAGAUGGAAAGGGUGUAACCUGUGAUGCCGAUGGCGAAGAGGGCGGAGAAAGAAACGAAGGGAUAAAAAUAUCUGGUGAAGAGGAAGGAGGAAGAAAGGAAGAGACAGAAGUGUUAGGAAAUGAGGACAUUACAAAUCGUUUAGAGGAGGGAGAUGGGAUUAAGAACGAUGAGUUGCCAAGUGAGGUUCGCAUGGAAACGUUUCCAGCAUCUGCUGAAUCGAUGAAACGCAGUGAAGCAAAACAUCAGAAUGAUGUGGAAAAUUUCAAUUCAAAUUCAGGCCCUGAAGAAGAGUCGUCAGACAUUCAAGAGUAUGAUGUAGAAUUCAGCAAAGAUGCUAAGAGACCGAGGCGUUCGUAUAAUUGCGAAAAAUGCACCGUGACUUUCUGUUCGCCGUCAGAUCUCGCGGAGCACAAAAAGACGAAGCACGCUUCGUCGGCAUUAGACGUGAAACCUUAUCACUGUGACCAGUGUUGCAAACAUUUUACUAAUAAAUCAUCUUACUGGAAGCACAUUAACUCUCCUGCUCACCAGGCUAAACGAAUGCAACAGAAAUUCAUCGCAGGAACAGUGUUAUCACAAAAGAAUCUCGUGACUGGAAGUCACCAGUUGCAUGCUUUGAAUUUCCUUGGAAGUUCAGGAGAUGCUUCCAGUGCAAAACCACAAAGCCAGACAGAGUUUGAUUCUGAAUUACCUUUUGUUUAUAUACCGGAAUCCUCUCUGCAAAGUAAUCUUAUAAAAGAAGAGCCCGAACAUAAUUACGUUUCUAGCGCCAGUACUCCUGGGAAGGAAAGUGAUAACAAAGAUAAGAAGCAAGAUAAUGAAGGAGGCGAUUUGUCAUCAAAAUCUGAGAAUGAGUAUAACAGCAAGCACACAGUUUCAUGUGGUCAGACCAGCGAUACAUCUUGCAGUGUAAAAUUGAAUCGUCGAAGAUCAGAAGUCCGUAAAGUUUACAGCAAUGGCUCUGAUUCUAAGUCUCCUUGUUACUGUCAGCUCUGUGGAAAGGAGUGGCCAGCCCUUAAACACCUUUGGCAACAUCUCAUUCGUAACCAUCAACAGGAGGCUGCAGUAACUUGCGGUGUGUGCCUCAAUGUCUGUUCUGACUAUCACAGCCUUGCAUCUCAUCUGAGUUCACAGCACCCUGACAAUUUUUGUGGCGACGGAAACAAUUUCACGUGCCGCAUAUGUGGGCGUUAUCACAAUGCCCGAUCUAAACUCAUCCAGCAUGCGACUAUACAUAUUGUCCUGGGUACAGAACCAGAGAAUCAGCCACAAUCAAAUCUUCACAAUUGUCAAACGUGUUUUAGAUCUUUCACCAAUGAACAAAACCUCCGUGAUCAUCAGAAAACACAUAAAUCUAUCGAUGUUCCUAAUUCACAGCCGCAGGGUGAGAAGUUAGAACUUAAGUGUGAUAUGUGUCACAAAGUUUGUGGUAAUGUAGGUGCCCUCGUGACACACCGCAAGAGUCACAGAAUGAAUGCAGGCGAACUCUUCACCAGAAAUGAAGAAUUGUUUGAAAUGGAAACAGAAGAAAUGGAACACAAUGUAACCACUAAUCUAGACUUUAAGAGUGAACAAUUCUAUAGCUGUGACAUCUGCCUUAAGGUUUUCAAAAAUGAAUCGCUUUUCUGUGAACAUAAACAAACCCACGAUGUACCUCCCAAAAGCAAGAAUAUGUUGUCGCAUGACAUGAGGUUACCAGUACCAAAGGUUGAAAAGCAAAAUUUAUAUGUCUGUGACAUUUGUGCUCUAGCUUUUGUGACAGAGAAGAGUUUAAUUGCCCAUUCUGCAAGCCAUAAAUCUGUGCCUGCGUCUUCAGUUUCAAAUGCGCGACGUUCAUCUGCCAGUGACAGCGAAGACUGCGCGGGUUUCAGUACCGGCGAAUCUCGCGGAAUGACGGCAUCUAAGGACAGAUAUCCUUGUACCAUCUGUCAUUCUAAGUUUUUUACAUCAGCUCUCCUGUCUACACAUUUGGAAGUCUCCCAUAAUAAACACUUUGCUUGUAGCCAUUGCAAAAAGAAGACAUUUACAUCGUACAUAAACCUUACCAAACACGUUCGUAUCUGCCACCCUAAAAGGACGCAGCCUCGCAGCCUUCAGGCUAGCAUACAACUGCUGAAAAAAUGGAAGGAAAAUUCAAAAGCUAAUUCAGUCGUUUCACCAGUAGACAGUCAACAAUCUUUUGAUACCGAACAGUCACCAAAGGAAAUUGAAAGUUUGGAACUUGAGGAGAAUCACAGUAACGAGCCCCAUUCGAGGAUCCCAGAAGAGUGUGACGAACUAAAACAUGAUAUAUACUCUCAGCCUUUGGAUAAAACUACUGGUGUAGAAUCUUCGAAAAAUGCUUCUAUAAAUAAUAACUUUAAUAACAGAUAUCAGACAAAUAGAGACAGCGUGGAAACAUCUGAUAAUACGAGUGUUGAAGAUUCGGAACUUAAUCAGAAUGAAUUUAGAGGUGAAGCCAAUGAAAUACAGGAAGGAACUCUCAGGGAAACAAACCCUAUUAGUUUGGACAGACGUACACCUAAUUUUGAGAAUGAUGCCAAUUUGCUCAUAGAGGAUUUUGAACAGCUUGAGCAAACGGAGAUGGAUGAUCUUCAAGGCUCUUCAGACAUGGAAGUAGAAACUCAAGAUGUUAACAACCCUUUGGGAAAUAAUUCUUGUUAUCUCGGAGAUCAAUAUAAUAUAGAAACAAAUGAUCUAGAGAGAAGAAAUUGCAUAAAUGGUCAAUCUCUGUGUGAUGCAGAAAUUGAUUUUAGAUUAGAGGAUGAAAUGGCUGCUUAUUUAAUAAAGAGAGAAAACUGUCUAGAUGUUGAAAUGGCAAAACUUCCAGAUUCCACGCCAAAACACGAAGAACGGUUAAGCGAAUUGGAAUUUCCAAGCCACUCUUCCGAAGCAUCACUGAUGGAGCAGCAAGAGCAAGGCACGACAGUAACUAGUAGACGCAGUUCUGUCGAAUCUAAAUUUUGUGCUGAAACCAUAGGUAACUAUAUCAUUCAAGACUCACCGGCUUGUGCGGACGUUUUGCAGGAAUUGCCAACAGGUGUUAUGGGAAACAUAGACAAAUUUAAUGGGAACGAACCUACCGAGAUUGGCCUGGGAAAUGACAUGAUGGCGGAAAUAGUGAGUAAUGAAAUUUUAAGUGUGGAGGAUAGUGAUUUCUCUGAAAGCAAUUUGAAUUCAGCCGCUGACCUGUUGUCAAGCAACGAGCAUAAACAUGUGUCGAUGGAUCCUCUUAACAUUUGCAAAGAGGACUUUAGGAAAACCAAGGACUGUUUAUAUUCGUUGGAAGAUGCAUUAGAUAAACUUGAGGCUCAGAGCACUGAGUAAGAAAAGUGAUCAUUAUUUUUUUUUUUGUAUAUUAGUCAUAUAAUCAUGAAGUUAAUACUCUUUGUAAUGUGAACUUAUUGACAGUUUCAUACUGAAACAAACUAUCUAAUUUUAGUUUUACAGUAACAAAAUAUUUACAUUGAUGCUUAAAUAUAAGAAUUAAGAGAGAGAAUUUUCUUUUUUUUUUAUGAAAUUUUUAGUAAGAGCUAAUAAUGAUAAUUAUAUUUUAUAUUGUUUCACUCAGUGAAUUAUUCUAUAAGUGAAAAUUAAAAGUUGUUGAGUCACCUGUUGCGGUUUCAUCUGGGAAUAAGUAAUUGGAUGUUGGCACUCCUGUUCAUGGUAAGAGAGAUGAGGCGACAGGUGUCUUGGCUUCUGGGUGUUAUUAUUUUGCAUAAUUUUAAGUUGUGCUUAGUAGGAAGGUGUUUGGUAGUUACGUCUUCAGUCUUGCUGACAACCUGAUGUAUAUAGAUAGAUUUAUUCUUAAAAUGGUAGUAGGUUAACCUUGUAUGUAUGCUCUGACUUUAUUGUGCUAAAAUCACAUUCAUCUUACUUUAAUUUAUACUGACAGAAUAUGUAUAUGUAGACAUGAGAUAUGUCAUUCAGGCUUCAACAUGGGGAUCAGUACCCUGCGAGUAUAAUCUUAUGUUCACAAGUAGACCAAACUAAAAAGGAUUAACCUCCAACCAUGAAAAAAAGUAAUUAAUUAGAAACAUGUAACAUCUAGAAGUCAAAUUUUGGAUGAAACUGGUAGCACCAUUAAACAUUUUGACAAAACAUUAUGUAUAUAUGUUAUUGUUCUUUGAUGAUGAGAAUGCAUAACCAGGGUUUGAACAAAAGAAAAACACUUGACAAUUGUAAGUACAAAUUUUUUUUUAUAAUAGUAAUAUUCACGUAACUUUCAUGUAUAGGACGCAUUUUGUUUUUUUAGUUGAGUGUUUAUUAAAAGCAAAGUGAAAACAUCUUUUAUUCAUCAAAACUGCACCACUUAAGUAUAUAUAAUUAAAAUGCAGUCUUCUUGGACAACCAGCCAUGCCAAUAUAGAAUUAAUUUUUAUUGUUUUGGAGAGACUGUGCCUCCAUCAUUAGGGCAUGAUGUAGUGACUGACACUGCUGUUCAUUAUGUGUAUAUACAGUCGGGUCUCGUCAAAGGAUUGGUCCCUGAUCGUGGAGGCAUAGACAGUCUUCAAAAUUGAAAUUCAUUCCACAAUGGCACAGAUGAUUGUCUGAGAAGAACCCAUUGCAUUAAGUCACCAUUAAAGCUUCAAUCAUGUGCAUUAUUGGCUUCAUUCUGCGUGGUUCCACGUAGGAAUACGAGUUCUGUGUGGUGAAGGAGGAGGUAAGAAUAAUUAAUUUUAUGCAUUUUCUCAGUUGUGUCGUUUCUUUCGUAUUCCAAAUAAUGCAAGUUAAAAAUGCAGAAUAGUUGUAUAACUAUUUCAGAGCUAACUUAUAAAACCUUCAACUCAUCAAACAAAUGGACGUGGGGCAUCAACAAAGUGAUGUACUUUGGGUCCUUGAUAUUCAAUGAAUUCCCAAUCCAUCAUCCAGUAUUUAGCCCCGGUGAAGCUGAAGUUCAUUAACACCAUUAUUUGCAUAUCUGUUGUUGGUUCUCAUUUCCAUCUUCAUGUAAAUCACUUUGUGUUGCUAAGCAACAUCAGUUUACAAGGAACAAUGAUGAAGGUGGAGAAUUAUGUUUUAAUUUCUGACCUGCAAGCUAAGGGAGAUGAUGUGAAUUCCACUUUGAGCAGAAUGCUAUACAGAUUUUUAAAGUUUUAAACAUGGUGUUUUAUUUACCUGGAAUGAAUUAUCAUUGCCAUAUAUAUGUUGCAUUUCUUAGCCACCACUUAAUGAUGGAUAUGAAGGACUCGUACUUUCAAGAGACGCGAUAAAAGUAAAUUAAAGAAUAAAGUAAGAGAUUCAGUACCUUGAGUUAUUACUCAAAUUACGAGCCUGUGUGUUUCAUAUAGGAUAGUAAAUUUCAUGACUAGCUGAGUAACUUAGCUUUCCGAAGAAUCUGUUCCAUGAGGUUUGUUCUUAGUUCAUAACCUAUUUAAGCAUUCAAACAUUUAUGGCAAUUAAGUUGUGGAAUGAUCUCCCCUCCCCCCUGCUUCUGCCCUUUCAUUAUUGGAUACCUGAUAACUAAUUUGUGGAAAAUACUACUGGUGGCUGCCAUGGAGAUGAUAGUUAAAUUUUGUUUUAACACAUUUACUGCUGAUUGAGGCCAGGAGUUAAAACAAAGUUCUGAAAGAUUUUUGCACCAAAUAGUAGUUAUACUAUUAUGUUUUAAUUUUCUUCAGAGGAACAUUUGUUUAUGUCCCACGAUGUACAUAUAUUCAUAACUGCACUGAUAAAUGCUGGUUCUUAUUCUGUGCUGGACAUUGGACACGUGUGUCAAUUUAUGGGAAUUAACGAUGUAUUACAUAAAAAUGUGUACUUAAUUUCCCUUGAUGGCAAACUAAAAGUUAAGUCUGAUUAAAAUAUUCUUGAUUGAAGUUCCAUUGUGCCUUGUGUUUAGAAAGUACCUUCAAAUUUAAUUACAAUGAAAAAUAGUCUUCACUGAUGAACCCGUCAAAAACGUGGUUCUAAACAAAAGUCCGGGAUUUCACGACACCGGGGACAGCAGUAGACAACAAAUUCAUCUGCUUUCAGUGUCACUGAAAUUCAUGAAUUCACUAUUAGUAUUUCCUGAUAUUGUUUAUAGGAAAUCUAAAAUUGUAUCAUCCUUGCAGUUUGCUGUGGUAAUUUUGAUCAGAAGGCCUGAAGUUGAGUUACAGCCACCAUCAGUUUUAUCUCCCAAGAUUUCUAGAUAAAAAAGCACCGAGGUAAUAAUCAAAUCUGUGCACAUGAACAUCACAAUCUGUUUGCCACUGUACUGAGCAGAAACGAAACUGCGGUGCCGACCAGUAGACGGGCAGAACUACGAAGACUGAUGAUAUGAAUGUGAGUCAUCAGUACCUGGAAUGAGCCGUGUGGCUCAUGUGAAGCAGCAGCAAAUGUGUUAAUUUUAAUUUAUUUCUUUGUUUACACAAACUUGUAAACGAAUAAGCAACGGUUAGGCAUUUAAAAAUAUGUUGAAACUGCUGCAUUUUUCAUUGCAGUUGUAAAAAUUCAACACAUAUGAAAAUAACACUUUUAAGUUAUGUAUCGAAACACCACACUGUAUAUAUUUUUAGUACAAUUUUUAUAUGUUCUCAUGUGUGUGAAUGAGUUAAUAUUUUAUUUACAUUGCAUUUUACUUUCAAUAAAAUUAAAUUCUGGAACAA